Messenger RNA from Spinacia oleracea (spinach), 3194 nucleotides. RefSeq names its product putative U-box domain-containing protein 50. Gene Ontology annotation, molecular function: ATP binding; ubiquitin-protein transferase activity; protein kinase activity. The transcript is spliced from 9 exons. The coding region runs from base 253 to 2748 and encodes 831 amino acids. The record is from RefSeq and is a predicted model, not a curated record. Gene Ontology annotation, biological process: protein ubiquitination; protein phosphorylation. NCBI's taxonomy places the organism in Eukaryota, Viridiplantae, Streptophyta, Magnoliopsida, Caryophyllales, Amaranthaceae.
UUCAUAGAAAUUUCGAUCCUCAGAAUCAAAACCCUCCAAUCCCAAUUCUAGUCGCUCUUUCUCUCUCUAUCUCCUCCCGUCACCUUCCUAAUUCCUAUGUACGACCAUGUAUUCACACUGCAACUACCAAAAACCUCAAAAUGCCAACAUUUGGGAAAAUGGGUCUUACCAGAAUUAGAUUAAUGAAACGCUCAAUUCUCAAGUUAAUCAUUUGGAGUUGUUAAAAACCUUUCGAAGCCGUCUCGAUUUCGAAUGAAUAUGAACACGAGUACGGAUAUGGUGAUGAACCUUCAUGAGAAAGUUUAUGUUGCAUUGAACAAUGAAAUGCAAGAAGAUGAAGGUCGUUUGACUUUGAAUUGGGUUAUUAAUAAAUGGGGUGGUCAUCAUCCUAUCUCAAUUAUCAUUCUUUUCAUCAAUUCUUCCUCUUCCUUUGAGUUUGUUGAUACCCCAUUUGGAAAGCUUCCUGCAAGUUCUGUGAGUGAUGAUAAAAUAAAGAUCCUAAGGAAGUGUGAACAAGAGAAAAUUGACAAGCUCCUCUCAAAAUACAUUGCAUUUUGUGGAAAAGUAAAAACAGAGGUACAUAAUAUUAAAAAACAUGAUGAACCAAUUCAAAAGACUGUGGUUGACUUAAUCAUUGAGAGGAAAAUUACUAAGCUGGUUAUGGGAAUGACAUUGAUGAGAUCAUCCUCAUCAUCAGGGAGAUCAAAGAACGCGAUUAACGGGUCAUUUUACGUUCAUCGAACGAAGCCAGAUUUCUGUGAGUUAUUCAUACUUUGCAGAGGGAAGUUGGUAAUGCUUAAGGAGGAAAAUGAUGAAGGGUACAUGGAGGAUGAGGAAGGGGUAAUUGUGGGGAAAAUUAAGCAAAAGGCAAGUUUUAAGGGUUGGUUAGGGAAAAUGUUAUCCCAUGGACAAGUGAAAUCCCCAACAUGCCCCUCGUCCCGGUGUUCGAGUGCUGAUUCCGAUUCCCCCAUUUCAAGGAAUAAUAGUAAUAAUCAGUGGGAAUUGUAUAAACAAGACAUUGAGGAGUAUUUUCAAGAGUUGGGGUCAAAUUCAGAGGAAAAUGGAUCAUGUACUAUGAAGAAUAAUACAAGUGAGCAAAUCAUGUUUGCUGAUUGUAUACAGGUAUGUUUUAAGGGUCCUGGUGACAGAAUUGAAGCUCUGAGAAAAGAAAUACAAGCAGCAAAGGAAAUGAUAGAGUCGAAUAAAAAUGCAGCUAAAGCUGAAGUCGACAGACAAGCCAAAGCUUCAUGGGCUAUUUGCUUGUGCAAGCAUCAAGCUGAGCAACUCCAAACUCAUAUAGCAGAAGAAAUCUCAACACAAGCUGACCUAACGAAAGACAUAGACAAUACACAAGAGCAGAUUCAUGAAAUCCUAGAUGAUGUGCAUGAGAGUAAGGACAGACUAAGCUCAUUGGUUGAGCUCCAAUCUGAGUUGUCUAGCAAACUUCAAGCCUCCUCUGUUGCAAAGCGGGGAACUGAGACAAAGCUAGAGAAUGCAGCCAAUGCAAGAACUGAGCUAGUGAGAGAAAUCGAGGAAUUGAGGAAGCAGAGAGAUGUGUUCCAACUAAGGAUCGAUUUCUGCAAAGAAAAGGAUGCUAUUGGGUUGGCUACUAGGAUGACUGAUCCGGUUAGCUGCAGUUACAGAGAGUUCAGUGCAGAUGAGAUCAGAUCAGCAACAGAUAACUUCUCUACGUACAGGAAAUUGACAUGUGGACAGGAUUGGACUAGUGUGUACAAAGGCCGGAUCAAUCGUCUGUCUGUUGCAGUCAAGAUGCUCAAUUCCAAUGUUAAUAUGUGCCAAGAGAUUUUCCAAGCCAAGGUAAAUCUACUUGCAAACAUUCGGCAUCCCCAAGUCACGGCAUUUAUUGGCUUCUGCUCGGAGCUCAAGUGCUUAGUUUUUGAAUACAUGCACAACGGUUGCCUCAGAGACAUCAUAUUCUCAAGGGCAAAAGCCAGGGCACUGCAAUGGCACCAAAGGAUCCAUAUUGCAGUCCAAGUCAGCUCGACCCUGAGAUUCCUUCACCUGGCUGAGCCUAGUCCCAUUGUCUGCAGUGAGCUUAACCCAUCCACCAUCUUCCUGGACCGGAACUUCGUGGCCAAGGUCCAUUCAUUUGGACUCACACCACGCUGUGAUGAGUUUACUGUGUUAGCCAAUGUAGGAGCUUUCGGUGACUUGCUGCUUCAGCUUGUUACAGGAAGAAACUGGGCUCAGCUUGAUCACGAGGCAAUGAUGAUUGGCAAAGAGGCCAUCCUCGAAGCCUUGGAUGAAAAUGCAGGUGAUUGGCCUUUGGAUUUGGUAGAGGAAGUUGUGGAGCUAGCAACGAAAUGUAGGUCCAUAAACUCCGAGCCUAGUGUAGGAGUGAUUAUGUCUUCAGUGUCUGAAGAGUUGAAUGAGCUAAAGAAGAAGGCUGAUGGUUUGAUAAAAAGGAGAGAAUGUCAUAUUGGCAGUGAAGAUGGUAGUAUAUCCUCUGGCGAAGAGGGGAGACAUGUUCCUUCCAAUUUCCUAUGCCCCAUACUUCAGGUCGUAAUGGAGAAUCCUCAUAUAGCAGCGGAUGGAUACUCAUAUGAGUUAGAAUUCAUAGAAGGAUGGUUACAGAUGGGGCGCGAUACUUCUCCAGUGACCAACCAGAAGCUAAAGCACAAACAUAUCGUCCCUAACAACAAUCUUCGUUUCCUCAUCCAAGAUUGGCGUAAGCUUAUCAAUCUACUUGAAAACAUGGAUUCUUCAAGUUAUGGGUUCAACAAGUAAUCUCUGAGUGUCCCUCGUAUGUAUGUGUUAUGUCUAAAAAGAUGUUUUAGAAAGGCAUUUGUUUCACUAAGUUUCGAGGACAAGUAUAGAAUGGGAGAAGUGUAUAUACCAAUAAGAUUAAUGUGGAGGACAACUUGAUUGCCGAGGGAAAAACAGACAAGAUUAUCAGCUAAUUGUAACAGAUUUUCUCGAUUAUCAGGCGACAACUCCAGGACACAAGGCCAGUGUGCUUAUUUACAGGGGUGCCUGAGUGAUGACUGAUGAGGUUGAGGGUGAGAAUUAAGGGGUCGUAGCCAAGAUUUUAGUCAAUACCUUAUGUGUGAAAUCUGAGAAUGCAUCAGCACAUGAAAUCUGAGGCUAAAGUCUUCUAGUUUGUACAUUUGUUUGAUAUCUUCAGAGUUACUGUUUCCUGUUAAGAAAGACCAUCUUUUAUGUGCAACAUAAUC